UUGUUUUUAAAAUCUAUUUUAGCUAAAGAAAUACUUUCUUUUAAUUUAUACUUUCUUUUAACCUAUAAUUUAAAGGUACCACGACCACUAACACUAUCAUGGAAUUGCGAAGGAACGCGAUUGGCAGCUGGCGCUGAAAAAAGCGUUGCAGUUGUCACACUCGAUUCAUCUUAUCGAACCAAAAGUAUUUUUCACGGAUAUGGGCAUAACGAGCAGGUGGAUCAGGUUGCUUUUCAUCCUUCUAAUCCUUAUUUGCUAGCUUCCGCCAGUGCUGAUCGUACAAUUCGCAUUUGGGAUAUCAGACAAACACGAACGCAUACCAGACUCACAACAAAAGGCAAUAUUUUUUUAAAAGGAGAUUCGCAGAAUUUAAAUGUCGCUUGGUCACCUUGCGGAACAUAUUUUGUUUAUGGUGACAAAGAAGACACAUUAAAUUUGGUUGAUGGUCGAUUUUUGAAAACUAUGAAAGCAGAAAUUUUAAAGGAUGAAACAAAUGAAUUUGCUUUUGAUCAAUCGGGGAAGCAUCUUUUUGUUGCUCUUGGCAGUGGCAAACUUAGUAUUUACAGAAUGCCAGAGGUUCAACUAUUUCGUACCAUUCAAGCUCAUUCACCUCAGUCAACUUGUGUUUGUGUUUCUCUAUCUCCCGAUGGUAAUCGGUUUGCAAUUGGAGCAUCAGAUGCAAUCUGUUCUGUAUGGCUGACACAAGAUCUUAUAUGUGAAUAUAAUAUUACUAGAUUAGAUUAUCCUAUUCGUUCAGUAUCCUUCAGCGCAGACAAUCAAAUUAUUGCAACAGCUAGUGAAGAUCAUUCAAUUGAUAUCGCUUGGGCUGAUACUGGAGAAAGGGUGCAUGAAAUACGCGUAAAUGCCGAAACAUAUACCUGUGUAUGGCAUCCAAAUGUUCAUUUAUUAGCAUAUGCUUCAGCUCCUCCUCUUGAUAGUCGUGACAGAGAAGUGACUGUAAAAUUAUUUGGAUUCACUGCUUAG
Molecule: messenger RNA, 984 nt
Organism: Dracunculus medinensis (Guinea worm)
Lineage: Eukaryota; Metazoa; Nematoda; Chromadorea; Rhabditida; Dracunculidae
Source: the annotation of a GenBank genome assembly